AUGGCAUUGAAAUUCAUUCAAGUUUGCAGGGUAGCUCCACAACCAGGCUCGUGGGCCGCCUUGGCCAUCCCAGCUCAAGGUGAGAAACUUAUGUACGAUGUAGAUGCCGCUACGUCAAAAGCAAUAUCUCAAGUCAAUCACACUCUACCGGCUCAAGAGGACUUGUCUCUUCCUCUAACCUUCAUAGACCUCGUAUGGCUAAGGUAUCCACCCUUCCAUCGCCUUUUCUUCUAUGACAUAUUGCCUUGCUCUUCCCCGGCAGAUACCCUACUCUUCUUUCAUUCAAUAAUUAUUCCAAAACUCAAAACCUCUCUCUCUAUCGCCCUCCAACAUUUUCUACCUCUAGCCGGAAACAUCACUUGGCCCGAAAGCUCCCCCAAACCCACCCUAAAUUAUGUCAAAGGCGACACCGUUUCCCUCACAGUAGCCGAAUCUGAUGCCGAUUUCCACCAUCUCUCAAGCAAUGACUUUAACAUUGAUGCCAAAGAAUACCACCCUCUUGUACCCCAACUGGCGAAAUCUCACGAAAAAGCCGCCGUGAUGGCGUUUCAAAUCACCGUCUUUCCCAACAGCGGCGGCUUUUCCAUUGGAAUAUCCAUGCACCAUGCAGUUGUUGACGGCAAGACUCUCUUCAUGUUUCUGAAAUCAUGGACCCACAUAUGCAAACAUGUUCAUAAAUCUGAUGACAUUGUUUUGCCUGAUCAGCUCAAACCAUUUUACGACAGACGGGGUCUGAAAGACCCCAUCUGUCUCCAACUGGAAGAGAUUUACUUGAAUCAGUUUCUGAACAUGGACAGACGACAAAAUAAUCGAAGCUUGAUGGUUGCAGCCCGCUAUGAAUCUCUAGUGAUAUCAAAUUCAACUCGGGGCAACUUCGAAUUCACGAGCGCAAAGAUUCAAGCUUUACGGAAAUGGGUCAGGACCAGGAAACAACAGGAAGGAGAUGAUGGAUCCGUUCAUUUGUCGACAUUUUCUCUAACGUGUGCCUACACAUGGGUUUGCUUACUAAAAGCAGAGAAAGAAGAGCAAGAAGAAGUAAACGGGGGCCAAAUAAUACCUAUGGCAUUUAGCGUGGACUGCCGGUCGCGCUUAACCCCUCCUUUGCCUGGAAACUAUUUUGGAAACUGUGUAACGGGCUCUGUAGCACUUGCAGAAAGAAAGGGACUUCUAGGAGAAGACGGGUUGGUUGUAGCGGUAAAUGCGAUUAGUGAAGCCAUUAAGGGUUUGGAUGGCGGGACUCUGACGAAUGGCGCGGAGAAUUUGGUUUCCAUAUUUUACCCUUCUGAUGAACAGACUAGUAGUGGUGCUGGUCAUCGGAGAGUAUUUACGACCGCUGGAUCGCAUCGGUUUGACAUGUACGAUACUGAUUUUGGAUGGGGAAGGCCAAGGAGCACCGAAGUAGUUCGGAUACAUACAAUCGGAAUAAUCACUUUUGCAGAUGGCAAGAAUGGUGGCGGAGCUGUUGACAUCGGGUUGGUUUUGAAAAAACAUCAUUUGGAGGCUUUUGCUUCGCUAUUUGCUAAAGGAAGCUCUAUGUUUCUCGGAUGAAUUGGUAUAAAUAAU
Molecule: messenger RNA, 1563 nt
Organism: Pyrus x bretschneideri (Chinese white pear)
Lineage: Eukaryota; Viridiplantae; Streptophyta; Magnoliopsida; Rosales; Rosaceae
Product: phenolic glucoside malonyltransferase 2-like
Exons: 2
Coding region: 1-1548 (515 amino acids)
Source: RefSeq, a predicted model, not a curated record